Messenger RNA from Amborella trichopoda, 1895 nucleotides. RefSeq names its product patatin-like protein 7. Gene Ontology annotation, biological process: lipid metabolic process. NCBI's taxonomy places the organism in Eukaryota, Viridiplantae, Streptophyta, Magnoliopsida, Amborellales, Amborellaceae. The record is from RefSeq and is a predicted model, not a curated record.
UAGUUGUAUAAAUACAUGCCUUCAUCCUGCUCCUACUUCAUUCCGCGCCAUUUCCUCUCUCUAAAAAUCAUAUUCUCUCUGGAUUUCGCUUUCUAAGUUUUCUCGUAAUCUUAUCUUUCUUUUCCUCUGAAAUCUCUCUGGAUUUUUUCUCUCUAAUUCUCUCUGAAUUUUUUCCCUCUAAUUCUCCCCGAAUUUUAUCUUUCUGAUUCUCUCUCUCCGAAUUGAGAGACUCUAAUUGGCCCCUUUGAACCAGAAGAUUCACAUUUUUUGCUUCAUUCAAAGCUUAAAGGACAGUUAAUUUCGACAUUUUUUGAAUAAUUAUCGUCCUCUUUUCCGCCAUUUUAGCAGCGAAUAAAAAGCUCGAAGAAAACGAAGGUUUUAAUUCCUCGUCUUGAAGAAAACAUGGAGCCGAGCAGAGAAGCCGAUAAGCUCAGCUACGAAAUCUUCUCUUUCUUAGAAGCCGAGUUCCUCUUCGGCUCCAGUCUAUGGCUCCAAGCCGAUGAGAAAACCCAAAAAAUCGGCGAGGAGAGCCCCAAACUCGCCUCCGCACCACGUGGCAAGACCUGCAUCCUCUCAAUCGACGGUGGUGGCAAACGAGGCGUCAUCGCUGCGAAAGCCCUGGCCGCCCUCGAAUCGGAGAUCCGACGAAAAAGCGGCGACCCGAACGCGAGACUGGCCGAUUAUUUCGACCUGGCAGCUGGCUCGGGAAUCGGCGGUAUUUUCGUUUCAAUGCUGUUCACCGACGGAAAAGACGACGGGAAACCGCUUUUCCAGGUGGAUGACACGUGGCGUCUCCUCAUUGGCCAGGGCAAGCAGCUCUUCACCGGGAAACGAACAUUUUUCCAGAGAAUAAUGGCUGGAAAACAUUCUCCAGAAGCUGUUUUCCGGCGUCUAUUCGCCGGCCGGACAAUAAAAGACGCCGUUAAACCGAUUUUGAUACCCUGUUAUGAUCUGAGCACCGCUUCACCUUUCGUUUUCUCCCGGGCUGACGCUCGGGAAUCCGACGGCUACGAUUUCCAGCUGAGCGACAUCUGCCGCGCCACGUCUGCAGAGACGGCAGUUUUCCGACCGGUUUCCCUCCAUUCAGUUGACAGAAGCACGGAGUGCUUGGCGGUUGGCGGUGGCCUUGCGAUCAACAAUCCCACGGCUGUGGCUAUUACGCACGUACUGAAUAACAAGAAGGACUUCCCCUUUGUACGUGGGGUCGAUGACUUGCUGGUGCUCUCUAUUGGUGCCGGAGACGUGGGCUUGGGCGCCGGAAAAAUGUCAAAUUGCCGGAAUCUGAAGCGGUGGACAAAAAGUUUAGUUAAGAUUGCCGGGGAUGGCUUGUCUGAUGUGGUGGAUCAGGCAGUUUCCAUGGCCUUUGGCAAUUGCAGGAGCAGUAACUAUCUCCGCAUACAAGCCAAUGGCUUGAGUCACUGUGACAUAGAAGACAAUGGAGGUCCAAACAAUGUGAAAAAGCUGCUGGACAUUGCAGAGCAAACAUUGAUGCAAAAGAAUGUUGAAUCCAGGCUUUUCCAUAACAAAGAAAUAACAGGAAAAUCAAAUGCUGAGAAGCUUGAGUGGUUUGCUGGUGAAUUGAUCAAGGAACAAGAGAGUAGAAAGAGGAGGACCAGUCCUGUAGUCUCAAUCAAGCAAGCAACACCAAGACCAUCAAGGUCAUAAGCCAUUUUUACUUUUUGCAAUCUCUCUCUCUCUCUCUCUCUCUCUCUCUCUCUCUCUCUGUAUUUUACAUUGUGCAAUAUCUCUCUAUAGAAAUUGCCGCUUGAGACGAAAGCCCCGUCCAAGCUGAGCUGAUUAUGAAACGAAUGUACAUCGUGUACGUAAAUGCAUUUGUAUGUUUUUUUUUUUUUGGUACUUUUUAAGUAAUCAAUGGAAAGUCUUCCUUUUUCUCA